Purpureocillium takamizusanense is the source of this 3204-nucleotide messenger RNA. It is a transcript of the gene RIA1, whose product is annotated as Cytoplasmic GTPase/eEF2-like protein (ribosomal biogenesis). Gene Ontology annotation, molecular function: GTPase activity; ribosome binding; GTP binding. The coding region runs from base 1 to 3204 and encodes 1067 amino acids. Lineage: Eukaryota; Fungi; Ascomycota; Sordariomycetes; Hypocreales; Ophiocordycipitaceae. Gene Ontology annotation, cellular component: cytosol; ribonucleoprotein complex. Gene Ontology annotation, biological process: cytosolic ribosome assembly. The record is from RefSeq and is a predicted model, not a curated record. The transcript has 2 exons.
AUGCCUGUCGUCAACCCCGAGAAGCUGGCAAGCCUCCAGAGGCAGUCCGACGACAUACGAAAUAUUUGCAUCCUCGCUCAUGUCGACCAUGGCAAAACGUCGCUUACCGACGCCCUGCUCGCCACCAAUGGCAUCAUCUCGCCCAAGCUGGCCGGCAAGAUUCGCUACCUGGACUCGCGCCCCGAUGAGCAGACCCGGGGCAUCACCAUGGAGUCCUCAGCCAUCUCGCUUUACUUUUCCAUGCUUCGCAGAUCCACCCCAGACGCCACUCCGGAACCCAAGGAGUACCUCAUCAAUCUCAUCGACUCGCCCGGCCACAUCGACUUUAGCAGCGAGGUCUCCACCGCCUCAAGGCUGUGUGACGGCGCAGUCGUGCUUGUCGAUGCUGUAGAAGGCGUCUGCAGCCAGACGGUCACCGUGCUGCGGCAGACGUGGACAGAGAAGCUGAAGCCCCUCCUGGUCAUCAACAAGAUCGACCGCCUCGUCACCGAGCUCAAGAUGACGCCUUCCGAGGCCUACGUGCACCUCAACAAGCUCCUCGAGCAGGUUAACGCCGUCCUCGGUAGCUUCUUCCAGGGCGAGCGAAUGGAGGAGGACCUCAAUUGGAGAGAGCGGAUGGAGGAGCGCGUCUCCGCCGCCGCCGCCGCCGCCGCCGCCAAGGCAUCCGCCGAUGACCUAGUCGACGAUGCUGGUGAGCUGCAGUUCGAGGAGCGCGACGACGAGGACAUUUACUUUGCGCCCGAGCGGAAUAACGUCAUCUUCAGCAGCGCCAUCGACGGCUGGGCCUUUACGUGCCGCCAGUUUGCGAGUCUGUACGAGAAGAAGCUCGGCAUCAAGCGAGGCACCAUGGAAAAGGUUCUAUGGGGCAGUUUCUACCUCGAUCCUAAGACGAAAAAAGUACUGGGUCCCAAACAUCUCAAGGGCCGCAACCUCAAGCCCAUGUUCGUGCAGCUGGUUCUCGAGCCCGUAUGGACCGUAUACCAAGCGACGUGCGGAGGCGACAACGGCAAAGGCGAUCCCGCACUGCUGGAAAAGGUGACAAAGUCUUUGGGCCUCACCAUCCCGCCACACAUCAUCAGGGCCCGGGACCCGCGCCUGCUUCUGACCACCGUCUUCGCGUCUUGGCUCCCACUGUCAACGGCGCUUUUGGUUUCCGUCAUCGAGUCCCUGCCGUCCCCGCCUGCCGCACAGGCCGAGCGGCUGCCAGAGAUGCUAGACAACUCUCCAGGUUCCGAAGCCAUUGACCCGACCAUUAAGGAGGCCAUGGUCUCCUUCAAGCACGGCACGUCAGACCCUGUGGUGGCAUACGUGAGCAAGAUGGUAUCUAUCCCGGAGAGCGAGCUUCCCGAGAACAGGAGAAAGACUACUGGACAGAUGACGGGCGAGGAGGCGCGAGAGCUGGCGAGGCAGAAGCGCGCAGAGGCCGCGCGCGCCCAGGCCUCCCGGGAGGCGAAUGAGGUUGGCAGCCUCACCGACGCCCUGGGGUCUGCCAGCAUUGGAGACACUACGCAGGAGACGGAAGAGAAAAAGGUCGACCCGGAACACCUCAUCGGCUUUGCCAGAACCUACUCGGGGACCCUGACGGUCGGAGACACGCUCUACGUUAUCCCACCCAAAUGGUCGCCGGCAGAUCCCACCGCCGACCCGAAGCCACAAGAGAUUAAAGUCACGGCGUUAUACAUGCUCAUGGGGCGGAACCUGGAGGCUCUCGAGUCCGUUCCGGCCGGAGUUGUGUUUGGCAUCGGCGGCUUGGAGGGUAAGAUUCUCAAGUCAGGCACCCUAUGCAGCCGAAUUAACGGUGCCGUGAACCUGGCGGGCGUCAGCAUGCUUGGCCAGCCCAUCGUGCGGGUGGCACUUGAACCCGUUAACCCAGCGGAUCUGGACAAGAUGAUCCAUGGUCUGCACCUUCUGGUUCAGAGCGAUCCCUGUGCCGAGUACGAGCAGUUUUCCAGCGGCGAGCACGUCCUCCUGACGGCUGGCGAGCUUCACCUCGAGCGGUGUCUGCUCGACCUCAAGGAGCGCUUCGCCCAUUGCGAUAUCCAGGCCGGCGCGCCAAUUGUGCCCUAUCGGGAGACGAUUGUGCGCGCGGAGGAAAUGCGGCCGCCGGUGAACAAGGACCUGGGACGCGGCGUGGUGGUAGGCACGACGAGCUCAAAGCAGGUCACCCUGACGGUUCAGGUCCGGCCGCUACCUGCCAACGUGACCGACUUUCUCCUCAAGAAUGGCGACUCGAUCAAGCGGCUGUACGCCGAGAGGCGCUCCGCAGAUGAGGAGCAGGAGGGAGACGCCGAAGCGAAGGUGGUGGCGGACACGACAGUGACAGCCAGCACCACCCUGUCGGCCGAAGAGUUGAAGCAGCAGCUGCGGCAACAGCUGGAGGCUGGCAAGGGACGGGAAAUUUGGAAGAACCGGAUUGAUCAGAUUGCCGCGUUCGGCCCCCGGCGAACAGGCCCCAACCUGCUCAUCGACGCGACCAAGGACGGCGUGCUUGACCUCGUGUUUGGCACUAAGACGAUCGACACAACGGCUCCGCGGGCGGGAGAAUCAUUGCACCCCUGCCACCUAGCCGACAAGAUCACCUACGCCUUCCAGCUGGCUACGGCGCAAGGGCCGCUCUGCCACGAGCCCAUGCAAGGAGUUGCUAUUUUCGUCGAGGAAGUCGCGCUGCACCUGUCCGAGGACGACUCGUCUGCGCGCGACAAGCUGGGCCGACUCACGGGCGAGGUCAUCAAAUCUAUGCAAUCGUCUGUGCGCGCGGGAUUCCUGGACUGGUCGCCGCGGCUGAUGCUGGCCAUGUACACGGUGGAGAUCCAGGCGUCGACCGAGGUGCUGGGGCGUGUAUACGACGUGCUCACGCGGCGACGGGGGCGGGUAGUGGCGGAGAUCAUGAAGGAGGGGACGCCCUUCUUCACGAUCCAGGCGCUGCUGCCCGUGGCCGAGAGCUUCGGGUUCGCAGACGAGAUGCGCAAGCGGACGAGCGGCGCCGCGCAGCCGCAGCUCAUCUUUGCGGGCUUCGAGAUUCUGGACGAGGAUCCCUUCUGGGUGCCCUUCACCGAGGACGACCUCGAGGACCUAGGCGAGCUGGCGGACCGCGAAAAUGUGGCCAAGCGCUACAUGGACGGCGUGCGGCGCAAGAAGGGCCUUCUCAUCGAGGGACGACACGUGGCGACGGAUGCGGAGAAGCAGAAGACGCUGAAGCGGUAG